AUGUCCACCAAAUGUGGUCUUGAGAACCGGUGCCAUUAUAUUUUUCGAUAUUUUCAGACCGGAAGACUGGUGGCUGAUCAUAGAUCGCCACAAUUCGGAUGCAGAGUGGCUAAAGCACUUUCGCAUGAAACGAUCGACCUUUCUAAAAUAGUGGAGAUCGUAGAAGAAGACAUGAAGCCAGAUGAACACUGGGUGCGUCAACCCAUUCCACUCCACAAACGCGUAGCCAUGGCGGUUCAUCAGUUGGCGUCUUCCUGCGAAUUUAGCAAAACUGCUUCAAUCUUCGGUGUUUCCAGGCCAUCGGUCACUGCGCAUUUGAGAAAUUUUUGCAAAGCUCUAGUGAAGCAUGUUGAUGAAUUCAUAAAGAUGCCAGGAGAGGCGGAAGCCAAAGAAUUAGCUCGACAUACCCAGUUUCCUCAAGCAUAUGCCGCCAUCGAUGGUACCCACAUCCGCAUUAAUCCACCUAAGCAUGGCCAUUCAGAUUUUAUAAACAGGAAGGGAACUGCAUCAAUGGGCUUCAGGCUGUUUCAGAUUGCCUUUACAGGUUGGUGA
Messenger RNA from Styela clava, 552 nucleotides. NCBI's taxonomy places the organism in Eukaryota, Metazoa, Chordata, Ascidiacea, Stolidobranchia, Styelidae. The record is from RefSeq and is a predicted model, not a curated record.